This is a messenger RNA of Thlaspi arvense, 483 nucleotides long. The record is from the annotation of a GenBank genome assembly. NCBI's taxonomy places the organism in Eukaryota, Viridiplantae, Streptophyta, Magnoliopsida, Brassicales, Brassicaceae.
AUGCCGGCGGAACACGGAUUGAGGUCGAGGACAAGAGAUCUGUUCUCCCGUCCGUUCCGAAAAAAGGGAACGAUCCCACUGACGAGUUACCUGAGAACUUACCGCAUCGGAGAUUAUGUCGAUAUCAAGGUUAAUGGAGCAGUUCACAGGGGCAUGCCCCAUAAAUUCUACCAUGGACGUACUGGCCAGGUCUGGAAUGUUACCAAACGUGCCAUCGGAGUUGAAGUGAACAAGCAGGUUGGUAACAGGAUAAUCAAGAAGAGGAUCCAUGUGCGUAUAGAACAUAUCCAGCCUUCCAGAUGUAAGGAAGAAGAUUUCAAACUGAGGAAGAAGACAAAUGAUCAACUAAAGGCAGAGGCAAGGCAAGAGGCGAGGUCAUCAGCACAAAGAGGCAGCCAGAGGGACCUAAACCUGGUUUCAUGGUGGAAGGUGCAACCAUUGAAACUGUUACACCUAUUCCCUAUGAUGUCGUCAAUGACUUGA